This is a messenger RNA of Mytilus trossulus (common blue mussel), 1737 nucleotides long. RefSeq lists its product as uncharacterized. Gene Ontology annotation, molecular function: zinc ion binding. The record is from RefSeq and is a predicted model, not a curated record. The coding region runs from base 1 to 1719 and encodes 572 amino acids. The transcript has a single exon. Lineage: Eukaryota; Metazoa; Mollusca; Bivalvia; Mytilida; Mytilidae.
AUGGCGAUGUCAAAAUCUAUUAAUCUUGGAGAAACGCAAAUUCCUUGUGUAUGUCAUUUGUGUGAAGAUGAAAGACAAAUUAGAUGGAAAUGCCAAGAUUGUUCUCUUCUCAUGUGUGAUCAAUGCAAAAGAAAAGUACAUGUGAAAUUCAAAGCCGCUGACGAACAUAAUGUAAUCAUGGUAGCUGAUAUAGGGAAGGAUACUUCGUUUCAGCCAAAUCUCUUUGUUUUAUGCGAUAAACACCCUGAACAAAAGAUUUGCAUAUUUUGUAAGAAGUGUAAUCAGUUGGUCUGUCUUGUCUGUAUAUCCGAGAAACAUAAAGAUCAUUAUUUAGAGAGUUUAAUAGUCACGUAUGAGGAAAAAUUGCAAAGUUUAAAAUACUUCCAUGACAAACUAAAAGAGGAUUUGAAUUUUCAUUCCACAUGCGAAAAUGUAAUUAGUCACAAGACAAAAUCGAAUCCAAGUCAUUACGAAAAUGUCAGGAAAUCAAUCCUAGAUCAAGAGGAAAGGUUAAAGAACGCAAUUGGGAAUGAAACUCAAUCUAGACUUGCUAUUCUCGGAGAACAAAUUAAAGAAAUGAACAUUGCGACAAUAAGGGCACAAAACACAAACGUCAACGCACAAAAAGAAGUAAGUUCAAAGAUGGAAUCAGUCAAUUUAGCUAUAAACUCAGGUUGUUUAAAAACUAUUAUUGACAAAGAACAGUCUAUUAAGUCUUGGACAGAAACCGUAAAGACAAACAGAGUUAUUGAUAUCAGUGCGAUUAAAUUAAAUUGUGGUUCUAUUGACCAAACUCAAAUUUCGGAAAUGUUUGGGUCUUUAGAAGAAGUUUCGGACACUGUACGAUUUAAAGUUCUUCAUUCUUACAGAAGUAAAGCCAUUUUCAAUAAUAUGCUCCCUUGCAAAGAUGGGUCAGUUUGGGUGAGUGAUAAAUACUCAUGCUUGAGGAAUAUGGAAUUGGGAAACGAAAUCCAGCAACGACAAGAGUUUAAGGACAUACACGUUGAAGAGAUGCUCGAAAAUGAUAAAGGCCACGUAAUUUUAUCCGUUUCUGGUCAAUCAAAACUUGUAACAUUGGCAGAUGACGGCACAUUCAAUGACUUUUUAGAUUUAUCGCCAUUAAUUUCUCGACCACUCCAUAUAUCAAACUCUGGUAAGAUAGUUGUUGGUAUUUGUGAAGAAAUUUCGUACGAACUUUCAGAAAAUAGUGUAAGGCAAAUUAUCAUCAUUGACACGAGUGGUAAAAAAUGGCAUACAUUUGAAUUUGAUGAUGACCAUCAACGAAUUUUAACUUAUGCCCUUAAAGCAACAAUUAAUGUCAACAAUGAUUUGUAUGUGAUUGACAAGACGUCUGAAUACCAACAUGGCCGUCUUCUGUCACUUGCUUAUCCAAAUAAGGUUACGUGGGUGUAUACUGGAAAUAAAAGUAUAAAUUCAAAACAUCAAUUUAAACCAAAUAGUCUUGCUGUAACUGCGACAGGAAACAUUGUUUUGUUGGACUUCGAAACUAGAGUUCUACAUAUUUUAGAUAUAACAGGCGCUUUAAAAACUUUUGUAUCUUUAUUAAACUAUGACGUGGUCAGACCCGAGUCUAUGUGUAUUGACGUCCGCGGGAGAAUGUGGAUAAGCUGUGGAGGAUUGUCUUCAGAUUCUUAUAUGACUAUUCUAACUAACAUAUUUCAAGGAAUUCUGGUCGUCAUGUCUUUUACUGGGUUUUGAAAUUAAAGAUAAAAUUAA